Engraulis encrasicolus (European anchovy) is the source of this 2612-nucleotide messenger RNA. RefSeq lists its product as uncharacterized. The record is from RefSeq and is a predicted model, not a curated record. Lineage: Eukaryota; Metazoa; Chordata; Actinopteri; Clupeiformes; Engraulidae. The transcript has 5 exons. The coding region runs from base 180 to 1442 and encodes 420 amino acids.
UCCGGCCCGGGUGGAACAAAGCGGAUAAAGAUGCGUUGAUUUUAUUUCUGACAGGGCUGUGUUAUUAGCAAGUUAUUAGCAUUUUGGAUGUGUAAAAUAGAAACAGACUUAAACGCCAGACGUGGCUCUGCUCAGGCUGAUUCCAGUCCACACUGAUCUCAGGUUAUCAACUGUCUGAAAUGCAAAGCGAAGAGGAAGCUCGUGCUAUUGAGACAGCUGUAAGAGCAGCUGUAUUGAGUGUGGUGGAAGUGGUAAAUCACAUCAACACAAUCCGACUUGAGCAUUAUCAAAGAAAGGUUGCUGAACGGGACAAGGAAAAUGCUGUUCUCAGAGCAGAGAUCAUCAAGGCAGAGGAAGAACUGGUAUUUCUGCGGCGGCUGAUGGGCUUGCAACAAAGUGAACACCUUGUCGCAGCGCCGAGCACUGAGUUACAGGUGCAGGCAAAGGAGAUAAAUAUGGGCACCCAUCAUCCAAAACGUGCAAGGGAAACUGACCAAAGACGCGUAAAACAGUCAAAAGUCACAGCGUCCAUCAUGAGUGCAGCUGAAAAGCAGAGGCUGUAUCGUGCCCGCCGAGAUGCAGACCCCAGGAGAAGGGCAGAAUAUCUUGAAUCGGAGAAAAAGAGAUGGAUGAAAGAUAGGUUGUCUGGGAAGAAGAAACUCAUCAACGAGCGCAGCCCGAAAGAGAGGAGUGUAAUUAGGAGGAAGUGGAGGUUAGCCAGUGAGAGGAGAAGGGCAUCAAAAGUCAGCAUCCAAUUACAAACAGCACUAAAUUCUGAAGGGUCACAUCCACAAGAAGCAGGAAGUGAUUCUGAGUUCCAGUUUGAGUGUUUGAGUCUGGAAACAACCACGUCAGUUCAAGGGUCUUCAGCUCCGGUGAUGUCACCAUCUCACGACACGGGAGGACACAUGGACUUCACCGGCUUCAAUUUGCCUCUGGUCAAAGAGGAGCGUGCAAAAUCAGACACUGUUUACAUUAAGUGUGAGGUGAAGGAGGAGAACGCCAGUGACUCUCUGGAGGACGUGUCCACUCAUCAAGACCACAGUUUUCUGUCAUGCACUCUGGAAAGAGAGACUCUGGACAGCUACAGCUUCACCCAUCAUCAUCACCCAUCAGAGGUCCAGUCGGACACCAUAAGUGGCCAUAGUGCUCCACAAGAAGACGACAGACUGCCCUGCUCUCUCCCAAGGCGUGGAAAAACAGAAGGGUAUGAUGAUAGCAGAGAGAGAUUGAGACGGCACCGGGAGAGGGUCCGUGCCGACCCAGUGAAGCACCAAGCCUACCUGGAGAAGGAGAGACGCAGGUACCAGCAGAGGAAAAAGCCAAUUCAUGAGUUGCCUGAAGAGAUGCAGAGGCACACGAGGGAGGUGUGGAGGAGAGCAGCCAGAAGAAAACGAGACCGGGAAAAAUCUCAAACUGGUUAUUGGGCACAGCCUCUCUGACCACAUGUUACAUAUGGCUGGAAAAAUGUUUUUGUCUUGUUUUGUUUGUUUGCCUGCUUGCUUUGCAAAAAUGCACUAUUUCGGUCACAGUCAAGUGGACCUUUUGGAAGGUACAAACCCAAACCCAAACCCAAAAAAGAUUUGGAAUAGCACUUUUAAAUAAAUGGUAUUAUUAUUAUUAUUAUUAUUAUUAUUAUUAUUAUUAUAAAGAAGUUGGGACAAGUUUAAUAAAUUAGUCUUACCUUACCAUAGCCUCGUGGUAAUUUCAUUCGCACAGAGGGUCUACCAAAGGAAUUAAGAAAUGAGUUUCAUUUGAGUGAAUUCUAUUGAAGUUUAAAAUGGCCCAGAUGUAAUAUGGAGGGAAAUGGGUAUUGAACAGAAGCCUAUACAGUACAUGGCAAGGUCCGGCAUGAAAUAGUGUACGUACUUGUAGAUUGUAGAACGAGAUAUUGGAGGACACUUCACAAUUAAAAACGCUAACUGUUCAGAAGCAUUGAUUUAAAUUUCAAGUGAGCACAUAUUUCUCUCAUAACACGAAUGAUCUUGGCUUAAAGGGACACUGUGCAGGAAAUGGUCAAAAAAGGUAAUGCAACUAUGCUGCUCAUUGAAACUGGGCUGCCUAUUGCCAAAUUUGAUCUUUACAUGAAAGUUUACUAAGGAGAAAACAAAUAUUUUCUAGUAUGGUCCAAGUAGAGUCAUUUUUGCAGCUAAAAAUGGCUAUUUUUGGAAAUUCAAAAUGGCGGACCAUGGAGAAGAUCCCCCUUUUCAUGUAUGAAAAGUGUAAUUUUUCCAGUCAUAAUGAAUACUUAGAAUUUGAUGGUGGUGGUAAGUAUUCAUGAAAAAGGUAACAUUUGUGAAUGGGCAGUAUGAAUUCUGGAAAUAAACAAUUAAAAAUCUCACACAGUGUCCCUUUAAACAACUGAUAUGAUGGCAGAUUUGAGAAUGAUAGUGGAGUAUGUUGCUUUUAUUCACCAUUUCUCAACUGUCACAACUUUUUUGGAAUUGGGUUUAUGGCCUACUGUAUUUUACUGACUGGAGGCAGUAAAAAACAAGUGCUCUCUUUGUCAAUUGAAAAUACAUGUACACAGAAUUUGGUUUACAUUGUGUUUUUGUUUUCUAUGUCAAGUUUACAUUCUGCCAGAGGCAAUAAAUGUUUCCAUUUGAUGUGAA